Messenger RNA from Aethalodelphis obliquidens (Pacific white-sided dolphin), 863 nucleotides. RefSeq names its product IZUMO family member 2 (gene IZUMO2). NCBI's taxonomy places the organism in Eukaryota, Metazoa, Chordata, Mammalia, Artiodactyla, Delphinidae. The transcript is spliced from 2 exons. The record is from RefSeq and is a predicted model, not a curated record. The coding region runs from base 3 to 320 and encodes 105 amino acids.
CCAUGCCUCUGACCUUAGCCCUUCUGCUGCUCCUGGACCUGAGCGCCCGACGAGGCUGGGGCUGCCUGCAUUGUGACCACUCGGUGCGGGAGGCCCUGAGCCAGCUGCGCGUCGCCCUCAUCCCCGACCGCUUCCAUCAAAAGCAGCUGCAGGCCCGCGCUCGGGCCCUGCUGCUGGGCAUGGAGGGGCCUUUCUUCCGGGACUACGCGUUGAACGCCUUUGUGGGGAGAGUGGGGAUAGAGCACCUGGACCUUGUGGCAUCCUUUAUCAAGAAUCAAACAAACAACUUAAUGGUUAAUUCUCUUAGAGGUAGGAGCUAAGAGGGAAAGCCUUUUUCCAGCCCCCUUUCCCUUCCUCCCUUUCCACCGUUCACUACGCCUUCUCUUGAUGUAAAAAUAAAAGCAAACACGCUGUACAGCCUUUACUGUGUCAGAGUUCUAGAAAAGUCUAGGACAGGUCAUCAAGGUGGGCGGUAUUGUGAUCUGCCCUUAACAGAGGGGGAGGCUGAGGCUCAGAGAGGUUAGGCGACAUACCCAAAGUCACACAGCUAGGAAUAACAGAGCUGAGGAUUUGAACCUGGGACAUCCAGCUUAGACCCUUAUAUUCGUAACCAUCACCCCAUGAGGUUUCUCCUGGUUUUGUAUUCAGCAGCUCCUGGGACGCCACUGAAAUCAUUGUGGCCGCUAAGACAGUUCCCAACGGGAGGGCAGUAGAGGGCCCUGUGGACUGGGGUGGGAGGAGGGAUCUAAGCCCCAGGAACCUCACCCCACUUUGAGGGAUGGAGCAGGGAGAAGGGCACCACGGAAGAGCCCACCAUUUUUUUUAAAAGAUAUGAAAUAUUUGUGUGUGUGUAGUUUGUAGAA